Messenger RNA from Cylindrotheca closterium, 567 nucleotides. The record is from the annotation of a GenBank genome assembly. Lineage: Eukaryota; Bacillariophyta; Bacillariophyceae; Bacillariales; Bacillariaceae.
AUGAGCUCUAUGGGAUACAGAUUGACUACGGUCAUGGGGCUCAAGCAAUUGAAGGCGCCCAAGGAAGAUGGGACAGAGCAAGACCUCGAGGACUUUUUGACAAGCCUGACUGACAAAGCAAUCAUCAGGUGGGCGGACGGAGGUGAUGUGGGCUACAAUGUGGAAGAAAACGCGGAGCCUGAGAUAAAGGAGUCUGACUCAUUGACGGCUGCAGAAGAGUCGGACGCCAGAAAGGUCAAAGCGUACGAAAGGUUGAUGGACAAGUACGAAGAUCGGAAGGACGCAUUUUGGACUAACACAAUCGCUAUGUUUCAGUUAAUCAUGAGCAACGUGACUACCACGAUGAGAAACAAGAUUAAGUUGACUGAUGGUCAUUUGGUUGCCAGCAAGAAUAAAGAUCUGGUUUGGCUCAUGAGCACCGUUGAUGUAUGCGUCCCUCCAAAAGGCCUUGAGACCCAAUCACCUGCUGAGCCAAGAAGGCCGGCCGAACCGACGAGGAGAUGGUCCUUGGAGGAAAUGAAGGUGGUGUGCGAACGCCCUGAAGAAGCUGUAGGAUCGCUAUUUUGA